Messenger RNA from Petromyzon marinus (sea lamprey), 3423 nucleotides. RefSeq names its product proteasome activator subunit 3 (gene PSME3). The record is from RefSeq and is a predicted model, not a curated record. Gene Ontology annotation, biological process: regulation of proteasomal protein catabolic process; positive regulation of endopeptidase activity; regulation of G1/S transition of mitotic cell cycle. NCBI's taxonomy places the organism in Eukaryota, Metazoa, Chordata, Hyperoartia, Petromyzontiformes, Petromyzontidae. Gene Ontology annotation, molecular function: endopeptidase activator activity. Gene Ontology annotation, cellular component: nucleoplasm; proteasome activator complex; cytoplasm.
CUCACCGCCCCGCCCCCCGGUGCGGUAGGAGACUCCGUGGGGGACUCCGCGUACAAACGCCGCGGCGCUUCGCUCCUCCCUUCCCCCCCUCGUACGCAACGAGAAUGUCCGCGCUGCUCAAGCUGGACGGCGAGAUCACCAAGAAGGUGCGCAGGGACGCGCGAGCGGCGAGCCGCGGCGUCCAGGGACGUGGGGUUGAGAUGUUCAAGGAAAGAAUUAGUGCCGAGGCAGAGGAUCUGGUGGCAAACCUUUUUCCUCAAAAGCUGUCAGAACUCGACACUUUCCUACAGGAGGAAUGUCUAAACAUAACGGACCUGGUGGGCCUGCACUCUGACCUCAACAUCCCUAUUCCUGAGCCUGUUCUCAUCACCAACAGCCACGACAAUGCAUUGGAUAAUCAUCAGGGAAAGAAAAGGAAGAUAGCAGCGGAGGAAGAACAGUGUGAAGGUACAAAGGUGUACGCGUUUCUCAACGGCAUGGUGCAGAGCAACCCCAAGCUAGUGGCGCUUAUCGAGAGAAUAAAACCCGAAAUACGGACGCUCAUGGACAAGUGUAACACCGUGAAGAUGUGGAUUCAGUUGAUGAUCCCCAAGAUUGAAGACGGAAACAACUUUGGCGUGUCUGUUCAGGAGGACACGGUUGCAGAGUUGAGGACUGUGGAGGGAGAGGCUGCCUCCUUCUUGGACCAGAUUUCCCGAUACUACAUGUCCAGGGCAAAGCUCGUAUCCAAGGUGGCCAAGUACCCCCAUGUGGAGGAUUACCGGCGCACGGUGGAUGAGCUGGAUGAGAAAGAGUACUUGAGCCUCCGAAUCAUCGUCUCUGAGCUGCGCAAUCACUAUGUGAUUUUGCAUGACGUCAUUACAAAGAACAUUGAGAAGAUCAAGAAGCCACGGAGCGCCAACACGGAUGCACUCUACUAAAUAGCGCCUCCUGCCAAAUCUCGCCCUCUAGCCAAGCUCAGUAAAGCCCCAUAAUAUGUAUUAGGCCUGCCCCCACUACACACGCUCCACUCCACUAUUCAUUAGCAUCAACCGCCCCAUCAGCCAAACUCUCUCUGCUGAGGCUUACCUCGCCACCACCCAUACUAUUCCCUUGUUUAUCCCUGUCCCAUCACAUUCAUCCACCUGUGCUUCAGUGGAGCUUCCUCAUGUUUUCCUAGUCACCAGACGUGUAGCACUGUGGCCAAGCAUUGGUUGCCUUAGAUAUAAAUCAAGAGCAUGUCCCGCUGUGGUCCAGGUAGAAGAGAGUGCAGCCCUCCAGGGAAACGAAUGGCACAGGAGCUGGCACUUAUCGCCAGCGUCUUGUGCCGCCCUGGGAAAACCUGAUAAAACUUGCCAUAGGUGAAGUGGCCCGGCCCCAGCGUGUGCACGAGACGUCCACGUUGCUUUGUGAUUGGCCGGUUCUGUGGCCUUGGUUUAAGCGAGAGCAUGGAUGUUUAGCGGGGGCAUAAUUUUUAACAGGCAGACAACAAUGGUUGAUGUUAGUGUUGUGCGGUAUGCCGUUAGGAUUUGCGACAAUGAAAAGCUGAGCCAAGCUCCCACUCAUGGACUUCAUCUCGCUGCCCGCAUGUCUACGAUUAAGGCUGUUACUCUUAUCGACCCUGUCCACAUCUUUCAUGACCCCCUACCUGUUCAGCCAGCUGAACCCCUUCCCCAGGUUUAUGCAAAUUACCUGUGGGCAGCAUUUUGCCUGUGUCGAACACAAGCCAUUUAUGUAACAGCAAUUGAAAAAAACGUAGUUUUCAUUAGUUUUCCCAUAAUGGAAGACAUUCUAUACUCUCAGUGGUCAGUAUCGAUUUACUGGAAGUUUAGGGACUUGCUAAUACAUAUUUCCAGUUAUAUGAAAAAAAUACUUUUAAAAACUUUUAACGUUUGAGAGGCCAACUGGAAAUGGGCAGGAGGGGUGAGCAGAUUGUAUGCCAUUUUCACUGUUGAAGCAACUUUCAAGCAACAAACAAUUAGAUGUGGUAAGUCACAACCCAUUUGAUUUCAAAAAAAUUUUGAAUAUUAAAAUGCUGAGAAUAUUUAGGUGGGGCACUAAUGAACACCAUGCAUGACAUAAUAAAGACCAUUAUUGACCAUUACAUUAAUUGAUUUUUAUUAUAACUUCAUCGUGUAAAUUUUUGACCUGUGUUUUAUUAUUUGAUGUUUUUAUUUGCGAUAAUUUCUACCCCGACUUAGCGGCCCAUUCCAAGCCAAAACAAUGCUGGGCAAAGGAAAGGUUGAGAAGCUGGUCUAUAACUCAGAAAUGGAGUACGUGGAAUUGGCACUGCGGAACUGCAGCUGUGUGGAUCAUUCCAAGGAAGUAAACUCCAUGUCCUAGUUAUACUGCAGCUGCCUUUCAGUUGAUCAUCAGGUUGGCAGUACUUCACGUGCUUCUUUUAUGCUCAAGACAAAGCAAGGUGCUGCAGUGUGUAAGUUCCCAUUGUAUAUGAGAGUGAGCACAAGUAAAGUGUAAAUUCUUUACUAAGCUUACCCUGUAAAUAGUCGAGGAAUAUACAAACUGUAAUGCUUUGGAUGGUGGAAUGAAUUCCUCCAUAUACUCUUACCCUAAGGCCCAAGCUGAAGGAAUUGAGUGCAGAAUUUAGUUUUUUGUCGGAAAGAGUUGCAGUAUUGAAAUUUUGAGUACGGUCAUAGUCCAGACGUUUUCCUCGAGCAAAAUUUAUAUUUUGCAUUGCUUUGAAAUGUUUUAUCUUAAUGCGUUGUUAAAGAUGAAGUGGGGAAUAGCCUGCUCUAGGCAUUGGCCUACAAUCGUUGUGGUGGCCCUGUUAAGGAAUGUUCCAUUUUUGUGUAGGGGUUAUUUAUGUUGUUAAACCCCCGUUUCGUCACCCCCAGGAGUGGUGCUGGUGUACAACACACCUGGGUUCAUGUCCAACAAGUGUUGCAAUAUUUUGGGGUGUGGCACUUGGUGAAUUGUAAGUCAUGAUUUUUUUUUACUUGGUUUAUCUGCAAAGUUAAAAUUCUCAGUUAUAAGAUUUAGGUCAGCAUUGAAACAGUAUCUACAGGUCCCAUGGAGACAUUAAAAAUCAACGCUAGAUGUAGUUAGGUAUAAUUAGGAAUUCGGUACCUUCCAGUGUAUGCGAGUUAACCUUAUUCAGCAGAAAAUAUCGACAUUUUAAUAUUUUGAGAGACUGCGCCUGAUGUGUUUUCUAUUGUGCCAAAUCCCAAAAGCUUACAAAACACUUGAGCUGGACAUAUGCAUUUACACUUGAAUGCAUUCGUGGUAGACUGGUUGCUGGAUCAUCUAUAUGUCAGAAAACAAAUUAACUUGGGGUGCCCUCUUGGUUUUCGUCAUUGGCCGUUUGUACAAUAGUCCCGUUUGGACACGUGCAGGAUAGCAGAAUGUCACCUUUACGCAAUUAUGAUCGCCUGUACUACGCCCUGGUUUUGUUAUUGAUAUUAAAGAUUAAAUUGACUCCCCUUU